Molecule: messenger RNA, 198 nt
Organism: Brugia malayi
Lineage: Eukaryota; Metazoa; Nematoda; Chromadorea; Rhabditida; Onchocercidae
Exons: 2
Coding region: 1-198 (65 amino acids)
Biological process (GO): mitochondrial electron transport, ubiquinol to cytochrome c
Source: RefSeq, a predicted model, not a curated record
AUGGUUCUCGCUAGUUAUGCGUAUAGAUUUAUUACCAAACGUUUUUCAUCCCUUUUUGUGGUACUAACUGUUGGUGCAAUCGCAACAGAUUUGGUCGUUGAUAAAGGUGGUGAUUAUCUCUUCAAGCAGUACAACAAAGGAAAGUUAUGGGAAGACAUCAAGGACAAAUAUGUUGACGAUUUGGCUUUUACGGGAUAA